Molecule: messenger RNA, 1698 nt
Organism: Microtus ochrogaster (prairie vole)
Lineage: Eukaryota; Metazoa; Chordata; Mammalia; Rodentia; Cricetidae
Gene: Scrn2
Product: secernin 2
Exons: 6
Coding region: 312-1547 (411 amino acids)
Biological process (GO): proteolysis
Molecular function (GO): dipeptidase activity; cysteine-type exopeptidase activity
Source: RefSeq, a predicted model, not a curated record
AGAUUUGGAAGGAGUUGUACGGAAGAGGAGCGCUAAUGUGGGCAUGCGCAGGAGCGUGGGAUUCUUACAGUGCCUAGAAACUACCCUACAGCCUAGAAGGGCUAGGUUUCCAAGGGGGACGGUCCUAGCUUGCAGAGUCUGCGUUGUCUGCUGACUCUAAGCCGAGUGCACAGUUAGUGCACAGCGUGCUCUGAGUGUGCACACAGUGCUGUUGUCCCGGAGCUACUGGCAACGGAUUCUGUGCCCCACCGGUGGCCAGGAUUGUGGAGAGGUGGCGUUGGAGGGACAUAAUCAUUCCCGCCUCUUCGCAGAUGGCCUCGUCGAGCCCUGACGCCCCUUGUUCCUGCGACUGCUUUGUUUCUGUGCCCCCUGCCUCUGCCAUCCCAGCUGUGAUCUUUGCAAAGAACUCGGACCGCCCCCGAGAUGAGGUGCAGGAGGUGGUGUUUAUACCCGCAGGCACUCACACCCCUGGGAGCCAGCUCCAGGUGGGUUCCUCCUGCCUCCACCUCUUUGUUGGGAUCACAGGUGGGUGCCGAAUGCCAUUGUUGCUGCAGGGCUUGCCGUGCCACACGGGCUGUUCAUCAAACCUCUCUGGAUCAUCUCUGUCCUCUGACCUCUCUGACAGGCUGGCUUUGGAGCGGAGCAGUACUGCCCAGGAGGCUGUGCGCGUGAUUGCAGGCUUGCUGGACCGCUAUGGGCAGGGGGGCAGCUGCCGGGAGGACCCUGUGCCUUUCUGCUAUCACAACACCUUCCUACUGGCUGACCGGACAGAGGCGUGGGUGCUGGAGACAGCUGGGAAGCUGUGGGCUGCUCAGAGGAUCCAGGGAGGCGCCCGGAACAUUUCUAACCAGCUGAGCAUUGGCACAGACAUCUCAGCAGAGCACCCAGAGCUCCGCAGCCACGCCAAGGCCCAGGGUUGGUGGACUGGACAGGGCACCUUCGACUUUGCAGAGGUCUUCUCCCUGACCCAGCAACCUGUGCGGAUGGAAGCUGCCAAGGCCCGCUUCCGGGCUGGGCGUGAGCUGCUGCAGCAACGGCAAGGGAGUAUCACGGCAGAGGUGAUGAUGGACAUUCUCAGGAACAAGGAAAGCGGCAUCUGCAUGGACUCUGGAGGCUUCCGCACCACCGCCAGUAUGGUGUCGGUCCUGCCCCGGGAUCCCACAAAGCCCUGUGUCCAUUUCUUCACUGCCACACCAGACCCAUCCAGGUCGGUAUUCAAACCUUUCAUCUUUGAAACAGGGGUGGCCCAGGCCCCCCAGGUGCUGUCCCCCACUUUUGGAGCCCAGGACCCUGUUCGGAUCCUCCCCCGAUUCCAGACGCAGGUGGAUCGGCGGCACUUGCUCUAUCGCGGACACCAGGCAGCCCUGGGGCUGAUGGAGGAGGGGCAGGAUCAGGGAAAACGUGUCCAGCAAAAGCAACAGAGUUUGGAGCUGGAGGGCCUGGAGGCUCUCAGAAAACUACUAACUGGUGAACAGACCCUGCCUCCCCACAGGCUGAGCGGCCUCUUCCAAGCCUUUGUGGAGAAGGAGCACCAGGCCUAUGCUUAAGUGUACAGCCCCUCUUGGCCUGCUGGGUGUAGGAGCUUUGGGGCCAGCUGCCCUGAGCUGUGGGGGUGGGGGUGGGGGUCACAGUCAUCCCCUUCACACCGCUCAUCCAGGUUCUGGGUGGCUGGUACACCUUUGGCUUAAUAAAUAUGUU